Messenger RNA from Thyridium curvatum, 1629 nucleotides. RefSeq lists its product as uncharacterized. Gene Ontology annotation, biological process: transmembrane transport; carbohydrate transport. Gene Ontology annotation, cellular component: membrane. Bases 1 to 1629 code for a protein of 542 amino acids. Lineage: Eukaryota; Fungi; Ascomycota; Sordariomycetes; Thyridiales; Thyridiaceae. Gene Ontology annotation, molecular function: carbohydrate:proton symporter activity. The record is from RefSeq and is a predicted model, not a curated record. The transcript has a single exon.
AUGGCCGUGCACCAAGAGAACACGGAGGACCCGAAGUCGAUCACAGUGGCCCACGAGAAGGAUGAAGAGAAGCAUGUUGUUCUCGAUGCUGGUGAAGUCCUCAAGGGCGCCCAGCAUGCCACCGACGCCGAGCAUGACAUGGGACUCAUGGAGGGAAUACGCAAAUACCCCAAGGCCUGUUUCUGGUCGUUCCUAUUCUCGGCCGCUCUCAUUAUGGAAGGCUUUGAUAAGGCCUUUGUGACUGCCUUUUUCGCCUUUCCAGAGUUCCAGAAACGAUACGGUGUACUCCAGCCCACUGGGGAUUACCAGAUCCCGGCGAGCAUCCAGGCUGGUAUUGGCAACGGCGUUUCUGCUGGCCAGAUUAUCGGACUCCUGAUCAACGGUAUCCUAGCGGACAAGUUUGGCUACCGUUGGGUCAUGAUGGGCUGUUUGUUCCUGAUGGUCUGCUUCAUCUUCAUCCAAUUCUUUGCCACGGACAUCUACAUGUAUCUCGGUGCGGGGGUCCUUCUCGGUGUCCCCUGGGGAGUAUUCCAGACCCUCACAACUACAUAUGCCGCCGAGGUCACGCCCACUGUCCUACGCCCAUACCUCACUUCUUUGGUGUCGCUCUGCUGGUCGGUCGGUUACCUUGUCGGCACUGCCGUGCUACGGGGCUUCCUCUCCAUGAAGGGUCAGUGGGCGUAUCGCAUCCCGUUUGCCAUUCAAUGGGCGCUGCCCGUCCCACUCGCCAUAGGGAUCUUCCUGGCUCCUGAGUCGCCCUGGUGGCUUGUCCGAAAAGGUCGGACAGCGCAAGCCGAACAUUCGCUUCGUCGGCUCCGUUCCAAAGAUGCAACAGAUGAUGAGAUUGCAAACACCCUUUCUAUGAUUGAAUACACCAUAAACAUCGAGAAAGACAUCAACUCAAACAGCGGCUCUUACCUGGAGCUAUUCAAGGGCAUCAACCUCCGACGGACCGAAAUUACGGUCAUCUUAUACGUCCUGCAGGAGAUCUGCGCUCCUCUCGUGUCCUACGUUGUCUACUUCCUACAGCAAGCCGGUGUCCCUACGACCGCCUCGUUCAAUUUCGGCAUGGGUCAAUAUGCCUUGGCUAUCGUGGGUGUUUUCAUUGCCUGGUAUCUCACUCCUCACGUAGGCCGACGAACACUUAUCAUCUGGGGUAAUGCCUUCAUGGCCUCGACUACUAUCCUCAUUGGUUUCUUGGGGAUUCCAGAUACCAUCAAGAACACCAACAUUGCGUAUGGAAUUGGAAGCAUUCUUCUAAUCGAAUACUUCGUCUUCUUCAUCACUCUUGGGCCGAUCAUUUACACCAUUGUGACCGAAAUCCCCUCGAGUGCACUCCGGACUAAAAGCGUUGUAGUUGCGAGAGCGACUUAUAAUGUCUUUGUGUUGAGCGCCGGUCAACUAGUCCCUCGCAUGGUUCAAAGAGCCGCCUGGAACUGGGGCGCCAAAUCCGGAUUCUUUUAUGGUGGUCUCAUGGCUUUGUGGCUCAUUUGGGUGUACUUCCGUCUCCCUGAGACAAAGGACCGCACAUUCGCCGAGAUCGAUAUCAUGUUCAAGAACAAGGUCAAGGCCCGGGAUUUCAAGAAGACUCGGGUAGAUCUUGCCUCGCAAACCGUCUCUCAGGAGUGA